GUCUGGGGCUCUGUCCAGCUGGGAGUGGCUUGUCAUAUUUAAGGCAAGGGUCGCUGGCAGGCAGCAGCCCAGUGCCAGUGUGAGGACCGCGCUGGGCGGACAUGCGGGCGCCGCUCAGGACUUAGUGCUGCAGGUCCCCUUCUCCCUGGAGCCGCCAUGAAGUUCCUGAAGUUGCUUCUCUUGCUCGCAGUGAAAGGCUUGAUAGCAGUCAUCCACGGAGCGGUCAUUGAUCCCUUUGACGUUCUCCAGAAGCCCACCAAUGAGCUGGAGCGACCCGGGCUGCACGAAAAGCCUCAGGCUACUGGUGGGAACCUCAUCAUUGCGUCCUCCAGAGCAGCACAUUCUUCAAAAUCCAAAGAUGCACAAAGAGAAGAGAAAAUUCACAAUGUAAGAAAGAAAGGCAAAGGACUAAAGCGGGAUCCCUGUCUAAGAAAAUACAAGGACUUUUGCUUUCAUGGAACCUGUCGUUUUCUGAAAGUAACUAAGGACCCCUAUUGUGUUACAAUGCAGGCUGUUGGUUGGUUAUGUAAGAAACCUUUGACUCAGUUCUGGAGGGUACAGGUUUUCAUUGAAGAUAUCCAGCUGACAUAUGGAGAUGUACAGGUGCCAAGCAGGAUAUCAUGGAGAGAGAUGCCACGCACUUACCCUUCCUUUGGGGAAUCCACCGAGCACAUAUGAUCACACAACUGUCUUGGCCGUGGUUGCAGUUGUUCUCUCCUCUUUUUGUCUGAUUGUGAUAUCAUCACUAUUAAUAUUAAGGUAUCACAGAACAGGCGCUUAUCAUGUGGACAAUGAAAAAAAAAUUAAAUUUGCAAGCCCUACAUAAGGACAAUUCUGGUUACUCAAGAUUCUGAAAAAUUAUGAAUAACUGACAUGGACUCAAACAUGAAUUCCUGGCUUAUGUAAUUAACUGUUACAUACUGGAAUGUAGUAAUAGAUGUCUGUUUAUUGCCAUUGUACAGAUCAUCCUUAUAAAACAAUAUUGUUUGGUAUUUAUCCAAUGAGAGCAGAGGUACAUUAAUAGUAACGUUUUCAUUCUUGUUAAAUCAUAGGUUCAGUAACACGGUUUUCCUAGCUUUUCACUUGUCUUUCACUCUGCAGCAUUAAAGGUGUUGUCUGCUUUUUUUUUUUUUUAUAUUGAUGACCUGUCCUCAGGAUAGGUCAUCAAUAUUAGAUUCAGCGCUUGUGCGAUAAUUGGAAGCAUUUGUAGAGCAUAGUGUACAGUGCCACUGCAGCCUUUGAAUGCGGACGCAAAUUGCAGUUUUCCAUGGAAGUUAUUCUAGGAAUAGGUCUUAAAACUGCUAGUUUAAAACAAGACAAACGUGUACAUUUUAAAUGGUGGUUUUCUUAAGGCAGAGUAAUGUGGCUUCUAGCUACACCACUACCCAUAUAUAUGUGAUUACCAGCUAAAGUUUCUUUCCCAUGAAGUAUAGGCAAGCCUUUCUUAAACAUUUUAAUAGCUCAUUAACCAAUGUCUUCACAUCUAUAAUAUGCAUCAUAAUAAGUGUAUGUAUGUGUGUGUGUAUAUCUAUCUAUCUAUAUAUAUAUAUCUCUAUAUAUAUAUAUAUAUAUAUAUAUAUAUA
Bufo gargarizans (Asiatic toad) is the source of this 1583-nucleotide messenger RNA. It is a transcript of the gene HBEGF, whose product is annotated as heparin binding EGF like growth factor. The coding region runs from base 157 to 678 and encodes 173 amino acids. Gene Ontology annotation, biological process: positive regulation of cell population proliferation; positive regulation of mitotic nuclear division; epidermal growth factor receptor signaling pathway. The record is from RefSeq and is a predicted model, not a curated record. NCBI's taxonomy places the organism in Eukaryota, Metazoa, Chordata, Amphibia, Anura, Bufonidae. The transcript is spliced from 6 exons.